Molecule: messenger RNA, 2836 nt
Organism: Pectinophora gossypiella (pink bollworm)
Lineage: Eukaryota; Metazoa; Arthropoda; Insecta; Lepidoptera; Gelechiidae
Product: pancreatic lipase-related protein 2-like
Exons: 7
Coding region: 43-1197 (384 amino acids)
Molecular function (GO): lipase activity
Source: RefSeq, a predicted model, not a curated record
UGGUCGCUUCGCGCGUGCGCAGUGCCAGGCUAGUGUGGAAGGAUGGCGCGCGCGCUUGUAGCCUGCGUCGUGUUAGCGUUUGCGCACGACACCCUAGCACAACGGAACCCAAUCAAAGAAGCUCUUCUUCUUCACAAUGACAACUUCACGAACGCCACGUUCGAGGACUGCGUGUGGCGGCGCGAGCGGGAGCCAUGCCCUGAUCCAGACCUCAAGCUGCAUCUCUACACGGAGGGGGACCUCGUCAAGAAAGUCGUGGACUUGAACAGUGAGGAUUGGCUCCGGCAGAGCGGUUGGGAGCCAUCUCAUGAGACCAUCCUACUGAUCCAUGGCUACGCCGGAGGUGACGACACCCUGCCAAUCACCGUGCUUAGAGAUGCGUACAUCCGUCGCGGCGGUUACAACGUGUUCAUGUUGGACUGGGGUGCGCUGGCGCAGCCGCCUUGCUACGUGGCAGCGGUGCACAACCUGCGGCCGAUAGCGCGCUGCGCGGCCGAGGCGUUGGGUUCGCUCCGGCGCGCCGGCCUCCGCCCCGACCGCCUCACCUGCGUCGGACACUCUCUGGGCGCGCACAUGUGCGGCGUCAUCGCUAAUUACCUCACUUUUAGACUUAAUAGGAUUAUUGGCUUGGACCCAGCCCGUCCUCUGAUCCGCUCAGCGCCUGCGCUACGUCUGGACCCAGGCGACGCUCGCGCAGUUCAUGUACUGCACACUAACGCGGGGCGGUAUGGAGAGGCGGCGAGACUGGGGCAUGCAGACUUCUGCCUCAACGGCGGCAGGAGCCAGCCCUACUGCGAGGAUACGCCUAACGAGGCCCUGUGCAGCCACAUCUGGUCCAUCUGCUACCAGGCGGAGUCCCUGUUCCGCGCGCGGGCGGCGGCGCCGUGCGGGCGGCGCUGCUCCGUGCGCGUGCCGCCGGCGCGGGCCUCCGCCCUGCCCGUGCCGCUGGGGCAGUCCGCGCCUAUGACCGCAUCCGGAGCAUACUGCGUGGAAGACUUCUCAACCCCGUUCUGCCCGUCUGCGAGCCAGCCAGUGGGCGACGCUCGCUGCUGCCUGGACGCGCAGUACGCGGCCGCCGCCACCACGGAGCCGCCGCGCCACCGCCCUCGACCACUGGUGCGGCUGCGAGCGCGACGGGUCAAACCCGCCCACGUGCCUGACCACGAGGAUGAGACCGGGGUUUGGGACCAUAAUUGACGCAACGGCAAGGGCGGACAAAUUGAACUUUUCUAUCCAACAUACUCCUGAUACCUCCAAGAUUGGACAACAAAACCCAUAAGUUCCUGACUAUAUCCCAAUGAGGUAGUCAGACAUCCAUCGCAAGUUGAACUAAGUAUCCACACCUCACCGAGCUUUCUUUGAAGAUUAGACAGGCUGCAAUAAUUCGUAUUUCUAGACUAUUUUCCCCAAAAAUGUUGAGAUUUAAAAUCCUAACAAGAGUCUCAUGUUUUUAUAAACCGACUUAAUUUUAUUGAUGGGUUUUCGUGUAGAAUCUUUUAUAAAGUCUUUAUUUCAAUAGUGACAAUUGGGUCGUGUACUAGACUCCACAUAAAUUAUAAAAUUCUCAUUACUAAAUAGACAGAUCUAAAACUUAGCGUUAUGACGUUUAGUAAAAAGUAAUUGAUUUGACUCCCAGCAAGGAUUUCUGAUAUAAUUUCAGUAUGAGAAAUUUCUUCCGUAUGACCAAAAAUGUGAGGUUUUUUUCCAAGUACAAUAAGUUAAUAAUAGCCAUGUUCUGUUCUCAAAGCAUGUCAAAGUUUCGAACAUAGGGCAGGGUUAACAAUUAGAGACAAAAGCGCAGUAAUAGUACAUUAUACAUUGUUUUAAGUUUACGCGGUUAUUAUAGAAUAGAAUAGAAUAGAAAUAGAAUAGAAAAAGUUUAUUAUAAAAAUUAUCAUAAUUAAAACACAUAAUAACGGGUUCUUACCGCGUUUAAAGCAAGGAAAUGAGACUCCCGAUAUUUCGACACUGUUGCAAGUGCCAUGAUUAGUGUCAUCCCGUGAUCAUGGUACUUGCAACAGUGUCGAAAUAUCGGGAGUCAUAUUACGCGGUAAGAACCCGUUAUUAUGUGUUUUAUGGUGCUCCCACACUGCCGUUACAAAAUGUUUAAUAACGUUAGUAAACAUUUGUUAGCAAACAUUUAAUCACAAAUGUUAAAAUAAAUUUUCAUGUUAGAAAAUGUUUAGUAAUGUUAGUAAAAAAAAUGAGCAAAUAAAUAAAUAAUUUUUUUAUGAGCAAAUCUUCUUCCAUUUUCGUGUAGACGUCCUCGGCCCUCAGAAGGCGAAACCAAACUGCGAGCCAAUACUAGAUGUUAUAAAAUGUUUAAACAUUUUCCAUCAAUUUAACAUGUAACAGUUUCUAACAAAAUGCAACAAUUGUUAACAUUUGUUAGUAAAUGUUUUAGCGUUAUAAAAUGUUUACAAACAUUUUCUAACGGCAAGUGUGGGAGCACCAUUAAUAGUACAUUAUGAUACAAGUGACCCAUGUUGGUCAUUACAGACGAGUCUGGGUUUCAGCCCGAGCUAUAAGCGAGGGCGUAAUGGUGCCGAGAGGGUAAAAAACUAUAAUAAAAAAGUGUCCAGUAAUGUUAUAUUACAGCACCAGUGUGUUAAUGCAUUAUUGUAUUUAUAUACUCAAAAACAGUGCAAUGAGCUACUUUACGAGCAAAUGUGUCGAAAAAUAAUAUUAUUUACGACUUAUUGCAACUUAGCGUCAAAAUUUUGGCAAACUUUGUUACAACAGAACAUAAUAAGUAUUGUAAGUAUAGUUAAGUUAUUGUCAAACGAUUGGAGACAUUAAGAGCCAAAGAAAACUAUUAAAUUAUUUUUAAAAGAUA